AUGUUUGGGAAGAAAAAGAAAAAGAUUGAAAUUUCUGGCCCAUCCAACUUUGAGCACAGGGUUCAUACUGGGUUUGAUCCACAGGAGCAGAAAUUUACUGGCCUUCCCCAGCAAUGGCACAGCCUGUUAGCAGACACAGCCAACAGGCCCAAGCCCAUGGUGGAUCCGUCAUGCAUCACACCGAUACAACUGGCUCCCAUGAAGACAAUUGUCAGAGGAAAUAAAUCCUGCAAGGAAACCUCAAUCAAUGGCCUGCUAGAGGAUUUCGACAACAUCUCUGUGACCCGCUCCAACUCCCUAAGGAAAGAAAGCCCACCCACUCCAGAUCAAGGAGCCACUAGCCGUGUUCAAGGCCACUCAGAAGAAAAUGGCUUCAUCACCUUCUCACAAUAUUCCAGUGAAUCCGAUACUACUGACUAUGCCACUGAAAAGUACAGAGAAAGGAGUCUCUAUGGAGAUGACCUGGAUCUGUACUUUAAAGGCAGCCAUGCAGCCAAGCAAAAUGGGCAUGUCAUGAAGAUGAAGCAUGGAGAUGCUUACUAUCCUGAGAUGAAGCCUUUGAAAACUGACCUGGCCAGAUUUCCUGUCGACUAUCACACACACUUGGACUCACUGAGCAAACCAAGUGAAUAUGGUGACCUUAAGUGGGAUUAUCAUCGAGCCUCCAGUAGCUCCCCUCUGGAUUACUCAUUCCAACUCACACCUUCUAGAACUGCAGGGACCAGCAGGUGCUCCAAGGAGAGUCUGGCAUACAGUGAAAGUGAUUGGGGAGCUAGCCUUGAUGACUAUGACAGGAGGCCAAAAUCAUCAUACCUGCAUCAGACAAGCCCUCAGCCAGCCAUGAGGCAGAGAUCCAAGUCAGGCUCAGGGCUUCAGGAACCCAUGAUGCCAUUUGGAGCAAGUGCAUUUAAAACCCAUCCUCAAGGACACUCGUACAACUCCUACACCUACCCUCGCUUGUCCGAGCCCACAAUGUGCAUUCCAAAGGUGGAUUAUGAUCGAGCACAGAUGGUCUUCAGUCCUCCAUUGUCAGGGUCCGACACCUACCCCAGAGGCCCCACCAAACUACCUCAAAGUCAAAGCAAAACAGGCUACUCUUCAAGCAGCCACCAGUACCCUUCCGGGUACCACAAAGCCACCCUGUACCACCAUCCUUCCCUGCAAACCAGUUCUCAGUACAUUUCCACUGCUUCUUACUUGAGCUCUCUCAGCAUCUCCUCCAGCACCUACCCUCCACCUAGCUGGGGCUCCUCGUCGGACCAGCAGCCCUCCAGGGUAUCCCAUGAACAGUUCCGAGCUGCCCUACAACUGGUGGUCAGCCCAGGAGACCCCAGGGAAUAUUUGGAUAACUUUAUCAAAAUUGGAGAAGGGUCAACAGGCAUCGUGUGCAUUGCAACUGAGAAGCACACAGGAAAGCAAGUGGCAGUGAAGAAAAUGGACCUCCGAAAACAGCAAAGACGGGAACUCCUUUUUAAUGAGGUUGUGAUAAUGCGUGAUUACCACCAUGACAAUGUAGUUGACAUGUAUAACAGCUACCUUGUUGGAGAUGAGCUCUGGGUGGUCAUGGAGUUUCUAGAAGGUGGUGCCUUGACAGACAUUGUCACUCAUACCAGAAUGAAUGAAGAACAGAUAGCUACUGUCUGCCUCUCAGUUUUGAAAGCCCUCUCCUACCUUCACAACCAAGGAGUGAUUCACAGGGACAUAAAGAGUGACUCCAUCCUCUUAACAAGUGAUGGCCGGAUAAAGUUAUCUGACUUUGGUUUCUGUGCUCAAGUUUCCAAAGAGGUGCCAAAGAGGAAAUCACUGGUGGGCACGCCAUACUGGAUGGCACCUGAGGUGAUUUCCAGGCUACCUUAUGGAACAGAGGUGGAUAUCUGGUCCCUCGGGAUCAUGGUGAUAGAGAUGAUUGAUGGUGAGCCCCCAUAUUUCAAUGAGCCUCCUCUUCAGGCAAUGCGGAGGAUCCGAGACAGUUUACCUCCAAGAGUGAAGGACCUACACAAGGUUUCUUCCAUGCUCCGCGGAUUCCUGGAUCUGAUGUUGGUGAGGGAGCCCUCUCAAAGAGCCACAGCCCAAGAACUUCUUGGACAUCCAUUCUUAAAAUUGGCAGGUCCACCAUCUUGCAUCGUUCCCCUCAUGAGACAAUACAGGCAUCACUGA
Molecule: messenger RNA, 2157 nt
Organism: Cricetulus griseus (Chinese hamster)
Lineage: Eukaryota; Metazoa; Chordata; Mammalia; Rodentia; Cricetidae
Source: RefSeq, a predicted model, not a curated record